UCAAAAUGGUGGUUCCAAGUUCAAAAGUCGCUAGUGUGUUUCGAGCUGGUCUCUUUAAAGACAAAGUUGCUGUGGUAACAGGAGGAGGAACUGGAAUAGGAAAGGCCAUAACUCUUGAACUCCUGUAUCUAGGAUGCAAGGUGAUGAUCGCUUCUCGUAAGACUGAGCGAUUGGAGAAGUCAGCUGUGGAAAUGUGCAAGCAGAUAGAUAAACAGGGACGUGGACCUGCACAGCUAAAACACAUACAGUGCAACAUUCGAAAAGAGGAUCAGGUGAAAAAUCUGAUGUCUGAAACACUUUCCGCCUUUGGUAGGAUAGACUUUCUUGUUAACAAUGGAGGAGGACAGUUCCCAAGUCCGGCCUCCAACAUCUCCCUGAAGGGCUGGAAUGCUGUGGUGGAGACCAACCUCACAGGGACGUUCCUCUGCUGCAGGGAAGUCUACAAUCAGUGGAUGCAGGAGCAUGGAGGUGUCAUCGUCAACAUCAUCGCCGACAUGUGGAAGGGCUUCCCAUCAAUGUGUCACACAGGUGCUGCCCGAUCAGCUGUAGACAAUCUCACCAAGUCGCUGGCCAUUGAGUGGGCAUCUGAUGGUGUGCGAGUGAACUCUGUAGCCCCUGGAAGUUCCAUCUUCUCAGAGACUGCUGCUGCCAACUACGGAGAUAAAAAUCUUUUUGCCCGCAACAUUCCUUUUGUGCCUGCAAAACGUCUCGGAACUACAGAGGAGAUAUCUGGGGCUGUGUGUUUCCUGUUUUCUCCGGCUGCAUCCUUCAUCUCAGGAGAGAGCCUUAAAGUGGACGCAGGAUCAAGCAUCUACCCAUCUAUGACCUGGGAAAUACCAGAGCACAAGAAACUGCCUGCAUAUCGCUGGGAUGAAGAUGAUGAUAGUAACGGAUCUCAGAACACCCCGAAGUCCAAGUUAUAACAUAUGAUCAAUAAUCUGAAAAUAAAUAUUCAGUAUUUGACAACCUGAUCUAUCUACCAGUAUCUCCCAAAAAUCAAACAGGAGGUUGUUUGUUACUGUGUCCAUGUUUAAACUGAUUUAGGCAAAGACAUCCUUCAGAAUACAUGUAUAUUAUAAUAACCGGAUAGCUCCAUGUUGAGGCAAGGGCGGUGCAUUGGCAAGGCCUUUCAAUACAUAGCGAUACACGUGUCUAUAUUGUGAUAGGUAUUAUCAUAUUUUGGGAGCUGAAGUGUGUGACAGUGAUUGACACUGAUUUUCUCUGGAACCUAACGUAGAUAUUAUCAGCACUGCCAAUUCAAAGUUAUCGAUUCAGGGGAGAUAACAAUAUGAGAGAAAUAUGUCAUUCAGUUGUGAAUCAAUUUCAGUGUAAAUUUCUGGUUAAAUGCUAAAAUAAUAAUGAAACUAGGUAUUUGUUUUUAUUUGGUAUACUUGACCCUGACAAUAUAUUGCAGUAUGUAUCAUUUGGACAGUAUUUUGCUGUAGUCCACUGUUCUUAAACACUAUGCAGCUCUUCUAUUAAUGUUUUUAAUUAGAUUUUUAGGGAUUUUUUUAAUAGAUUUACAUGAUCAAUAUGCAAGGGAAGGAAAAUACAAAGAAAUAAUUAAAAGUUUUGACAUAAUUUAGGUUAAUUUCUUUGACUCAAAUCUAAGAAUAUUUGCAAUCAAACAAAGCAAGUCUGUGAUUUUUGUUUUGCAACAAGUAAAUAGAGAUUUAUGUUUAGAAGUAAAUUAGUCUUACUUAAAACAUUGUAAAAAUAAAAUGAAAAUGGCUCUUCAGAUUUCCAACUGUGCCAAAAUCUUAGUCAUGUGUUUAUAAUUUUCAUAAUAUAAGAAUAGUAAAGGAAAAGCUUGUUACAUGCUUUGGACUGUCACAAACUUGGACUUGGAGAAACUUUCUCCUGUGUCUCAUGUGUGCUGGUGAUGAUGGGUGGUCUGGCUUUCUGAGGCACUGCCAAAACUCUAGUCAGAGUGGUAUCCCUUGAGGGCCACUGGGGUUGUCUAGUAGUUAAAGUAUUUGCUCAUCACGCCCAGAUUCAAUUCCCCACAUUGGUACAAUGUGUGAAGCCCAUUUCUGGUGUUCCAUAUUGCUGGAAUGUUGAUAAAAACAGAGGAAAACGAAACUCGUAUCCAUUGGGCAUAUCUGAAACCAAUUAUCUUGAGUUCUAUUCCAAGCGCGCCCUGACCUGAUGUAUUAACCAGGGAUAGGACAAAUUUGUCCUGAGUAUUGUUGAUAUGAUAAUAAUGUAGGUUGGUAUAAUAGACUGGAGGAUGGAAUGCCAGUGAGAUGUGUGUGUGUGCAUGUGUUUGGUGUGUGAGGGAGAGAGGGUGGGGUGGGGUGGGGGGACGUUUGGGGAGUGUGCAUGUAAGAGUUAGUGAUUAAGUCAGUUUAAAAUGUUAAAUGUGAAAUUAUGUCACAUUGAAUGGUGGCACAAUAUGACACCGUCCUGACACCAAUCUUACUGGAUCAGAGCCCCUCCCCACUAUCCCCAGGCUUUGAUUAAUGUACAGAUCAGGUAUAUUUCUAUUAUAUACUUGAGGUGAGUAAUAUCCAACUGCUGAAUGAACACAGUUUGUUCCUUGAUUUGUAUUGAAUUGUACAGACAUUGUAAUUCAAGUUAAAAUAAAUACACAAGGAUUA
This is a messenger RNA of Haliotis rubra (blacklip abalone), 2600 nucleotides long. RefSeq names its product peroxisomal trans-2-enoyl-CoA reductase-like. Gene Ontology annotation, biological process: phytol metabolic process. The transcript is spliced from 8 exons. NCBI's taxonomy places the organism in Eukaryota, Metazoa, Mollusca, Gastropoda, Lepetellida, Haliotidae. Bases 6 to 923 code for a protein of 305 amino acids. The record is from RefSeq and is a predicted model, not a curated record. Gene Ontology annotation, molecular function: trans-2-enoyl-CoA reductase (NADPH) activity. Gene Ontology annotation, cellular component: peroxisome.